AUGGCAACCGAAACGCUAACAGAGUCUCCGCGCUCGCAAAGGUUCGAGUCCCACGUAGCAUUCGACAACAUUCCCCUCGGCGAGUCGACCGAGUACAAUCCCAUCUCGUUCACCCUCAAUUAUCGACAUGCGGGCUUCCAAUUUAAGCGGCGGCAUCGUACAUUUAUGGUCGGCGUGGACGACAAUUCGUAUUCCGACCACGCUCUGCAGUGGCUGCUGGACGAGCUGGUAGAUGACGGUGACGAGAUAGUGUGUGUCCGAGUCAUCGAGACACAAGCGCGCCUGACCGAUAAGGCGUAUCAGGAAGACGCAAAAGCUUUGAUGGAAUCAAUCCAGGCCAAGAAUACCCAGAAUCGUGCCAUUGGUCUAGUAUUGGAAUAUGCUGUUGGGAAAUUGCAUAACACGUUCCAGCAUCUUAUAAAAAUCUACCAGCCGUCCAUGCUAAUCGUCGGUACAAAGGGCCGGAGCCUCGAGGGGGUCCAGGGUUUCCUCGUGAACCGGAGCUCUUUUUCGAAAUACUGUCUGCAGUAUUCGCCGGUGCCUGUCGUUGUUGUACGUCCUAAUGAGAAGCGCGAGAAGAAGAAGGCUAAGCGGGCGCAUGACCCGUCGAGGCAGAGCUAUGCGCAGAUGCUACUAGGACAACCCCACGAGGCAGAUAGCGAGAAUAGCAGUGUCUACGAGCUAGAGCCUAACCUCACAGCUGAUGAGGAGGCGCACCGCGUGGCCGUAGCCGUCGGGCUACCAGCAGCCUAUGACCCAACCAUCAAACCCAUCGACCCCGCCAGCCUGCUGAAGAACUCGGGCCGCAAACCCAUGUCAGAGGUGUCGAAGGAAGUUCUGGCAGUAGUCGCUAAGGGCGGCCUGCCUGCUGAGAAGAAGUCGCCAGAUCGUGAGGAAUCGGAAUCGGACUCCGAGGGGGAGUUCGAGGUUACGACGGGCGCGGAGCUGCUAAAGAGAGAGCGCCUACAUAAGAUGGAGUCGAAUGAAGGGGCCGCCCUCAGAGCCGAGACCAGGAAGCAUAGGUCCGGGUCUGCCGACAGUGACGAAGAUCCGCUAGGUGGGGCCGCCAAGACAUGA
Durotheca rogersii is the source of this 1077-nucleotide messenger RNA. RefSeq names its product universal stress protein family. The record is from RefSeq and is a predicted model, not a curated record. Lineage: Eukaryota; Fungi; Ascomycota; Sordariomycetes; Xylariales; Xylariaceae. The transcript is spliced from 2 exons. Bases 1 to 1077 code for a protein of 358 amino acids.